ACCCGCCUUGUUGUCCAAUUUUUCUCACAAUUUGCUUUAUACUGAAUCACAUACACAUACACAAUGGUGUCACUAGCCCCCCGCCUCCUCACACGCAGCAUCCGCCAAACACGCGUCCGCCCAAGGACGGUCCUCACAGCCGCCCAGCGCUACGCAUCAACAAAGCACCCCACAAACUUCACGCCACCCACCCAAUCCGACCUCGACGAACUGCGUGAUUCAGUCCGCGAAUUUGCCCGGCGCGAGAUACCCGAAGAAAUCGCCGCACGCACCGAUAAGCAGAAUGAGUUCCCCAACGACAUGUGGCAGAAGUUUGGCGAGGCCGGUUUCCUCGGCAUAACCGCCGACGAGGAGUUUGGUGGCCUAGCAAUGGGAUAUCAGGCGCAUUGCGUAGUCAUGGAAGAGUUGUCACGGGCGAGUGGAAGCAUAGGACUGAGUUAUGCGGCGCAUAGCCAGUUGUGUGUGAACCAACUCAUGUUGAACGGGAAUGCCGCGCAAAAGGCAAAGUAUCUGCCUGGAUUGAUUAGUGGGAAGAAGAUUGGCGGAUUGGCUAUGAGUGAGCAUAGUGCUGGGAGCGAUGUUGUCAGUAUGAAGACGACAGCCAAGGAGGUUGAUGGUGGCUAUUUGCUCAACGGGACUAAGAUGUGGAUUACAAACGGCCCAGAUGCCCACACUAUAGUCGUGUACGCCAAAACAGAGCCUACAGCCGCCAGCAAAGGCAUCACCGCCUUCAUCGUCGACACCGCGACCACCGGCUUUAGCGUCGCCUCCAAACUAGACAAACUCGGCAUGCGUGGCUCCAACACAGGCGAGCUUGUCUUUGAAAAUGUCUUUGUACCCCGUGAAAACAUCCUAGGCGAGGUCAACCGAGGCGUGCGCGUACUAAUGGAAGGCCUGGAUCUCGAGCGCCUCGUCCUCUCUGCCGGGCCCCUUGGUCUCAUGCAAGCCUCCCUCGAUAACGUGCUACCGUAUACACAUCAGCGCAAGCAGUUUGGCACUCCCAUCGCACACAAUCAGCUAGUGCAGGGCAAGUUGGCAGAUAUGUACACCAAAUUCCGCGCCUCCCAGGCCUUCACGUAUAGCGUGGCGCGAGCUGUAGAUGAGUCUCACGCAAGUCCAGAUAUAAAGACACAGGAUUGCGCGGGCGCGAUACUGUAUGCGGCCGAGAGGGCGAGCGAGGUGGCGGCUGAUGCGGUGCAGUUGAUGGGUGGAAUGGGGUAUAUGAAUGAGGUGCCCGUAGGUCGGAUACUGAGGGAUGCCAAACUCUACGAAAUUGGCGCGGGUACGAGUGAGGUUCGGAGAAUGGUCAUUGGACGUGCGUUUAACAGGGAGUGGAAGCAAGAUGUGUGAGUAGUCCUGGACGUUGUACAAAAGCUAAGAAGGUUCAAAGAUAUAUCCUUUGUUGAUUUCCGUUCUUAAGGGAGCAACCUAGUAAGGGAGUAACAGGUAGAUCUUUUGCGCCCCAACAUCUUAUCCCGAGAUCACCUUCCUUCCCCUGCCUUCCCAAACCGCACAAUUAGACGAGCUUACGAAAGGCGGUGGACGUAAGCCGGAAGCUGACAGAAAGACAUGAGCCUACAAAAGCGGAUACAGUACCACAACAUUGUACGAGCUUUACUAUGCUGACUUGCGGCCCUUAUUCUCCGGUUCGACUGUCAUAGCUCGCAUGUACAAUGACAUGGCACGAGCUCCAUCAAGCAUUCCAAUGUAACUAAACCUGCAGAAUUCGCCCCUUCUUCCUCC
Pyrenophora tritici-repentis Pt-1C-BFP is the source of this 1743-nucleotide messenger RNA. Its product is annotated as CaiA, Acyl-CoA dehydrogenase. The record is from RefSeq and is a predicted model, not a curated record. NCBI's taxonomy places the organism in Eukaryota, Fungi, Ascomycota, Dothideomycetes, Pleosporales, Pleosporaceae. Gene Ontology annotation, molecular function: flavin adenine dinucleotide binding; 3-methylbutanoyl-CoA dehydrogenase activity. Gene Ontology annotation, biological process: L-leucine catabolic process.